GGGUGGGAGCGGGUCACGUGAUUCGGCAUGGAGGCGGUGGCGGCGGCCGGGAGGAGCUGCCGGGGCAGAAGCCGCACUUGUUAGUGUGGGGGGAGGAGGGGGCUGGGGGACGCCAACACCGUCACCCAGGGACGCCGAGUCGUGGGCGGGAGGGGGGUGGGGGCGAGAUCAGGCUCCGACCCCCGGCCGAGGGGAUGAGGGGAGCAUGGGCGCCAAGGAGUCACGGAUCGGAUUCCUCAGCUACGAGGAGGCGCUGAGGAGAGUUACUGAUGUAGAGCUAAAACGACUGAAAGAUGCCUUUAAGCGGACCUGUGGACUCUCAUACUAUAUGGGCCAGCACUGCUUCAUCAGGGAAGUGCUUGGGGAUGGAGUGCCUCCAAAAGUUGCUGAGGUGAUCUACUGUUCUUUUGGUGGAACAUCCAAAGGACUGCACUUCAAUAACUUAAUAGUUGGACUUGUCCUUCUUACGAGAGGCAGAGAUGAAGAGAAAGCAAAAUACAUUUUUAGUCUUUUUGCAAGUGAAUCUGGGAGCUAUGUUAUACGGGAAGAAAUGGAAAGAAUGCUCCAUGUGGUGGAUGGUAAAGUCCCAGAUACACUCAGGAAGUGUUUCUCAGAGGGUGAAAAGGUAAACUAUGAAAAGUUUAGAAAUUGGCUUCUUCUAAACAAAGAUGCUUUUACCUUCUCUCGUUGGCUACUAUCUGGAGGUGUUUAUGUGACCCUCACUGAUGAUAGUGAUACUCCCACUUUCUACCAAACUCUAGCUGGAGUCACACAUUUGGAGGAAUCAGACAUCAUUGAUCUGGAGAAACGCUACUGGUUGCUAAAAGCUCAAUCCCGGACUGGACGGUUUGAUUUAGAGACGUUUGGCCCAUUGGUUUCACCACCCAUUCGUCCAUCUCUAAGUGAAGGUUUGUUUAAUGCUUUUGAUGAAAAUCGUGACAAUCACAUAGAUUUUAAGGAGAUAUCUUGUGGAUUAUCAGCCUGUUGCAGGGGACCUCUGGCUGAAAGACAAAAAUUUUGCUUCAAGGUGUUUGAUGUUGACCGUGAUGGAGUUCUCUCCAGGGUUGAACUGAGAGACAUGGUGGUCGCACUUUUAGAGGUGUGGAAGGACAACCGCACGGAUGAUAUCCCGGAGUUACAUACGGAUCUAUCUGACAUUGUAGAAGGCAUAUUGAAUGCACAUGACACCACAAAGAUGGGCCAUCUUACUCUAGAGGACUAUCAGAUCUGGAGUGUGAAAAAUGUUCUUGCCAAUGAAUUUUUGAAUCUGCUUUUCCAGGUAUGUCACAUAGUUCUGGGGCUAAGACCAGCUACUCCAGAAGAAGAAGGACAAAUUAUUAGAGGGUGGUUAGAACGAGAGAGCAGGUAUGGUCUGCAACCAGGACACAACUGGUUUAUCAUCUCCAUGCAGUGGUGGCAGCAGUGGAAAGAAUAUGUGAAAUAUGAUGCCAGCCCUGUUGUAAUUGAGCCGUCAUCUGUUCUGAAUGGAGGGAAAUACUCAUUUGGAACAGCAGUACAUUGUAUAGAGCAGAGUGAAGAUAGAAUCGGAGGAGGCAGCCUCAGCUAUGUGAAUACCACAGAAGAGAAGUUUUCAGACAACAUUUCUUCUGCAUCUGAAGCCUCAGAAACUGCUGGCAGUGGCUUUCUGUAUUCUGCCACACCAGGGGCAGAUAUGUGCUUUGCUCGACAACAUAACACUUCUGACAAUAACAACCAGUGUUUGCUAGGAGCCAAUGGGAAUAUUUUAUUGCAUCUCAAUCCUCAGAAACCAGGGGCUAUUGAUAACCAGCCACUAGUAACUCAAGAACCUGUAAAGGCUACAUCACUAACACUAGAAGGAGGACGAUUAAAACGAACCCCACAGCUGAUCCAUGGAAGAGAUUAUGAAAUGGUCCCAGAACCUGUGUGGAGAGCACUUUAUCACUGGUAUGGAGCAAACCUGGCUCUACCUAGACCUGUGAUCAAGAAUAGCAAGACAGAAAUCCCAGAGCUGGAGUUAUUUCCUCGCUAUCUUCUCUUCCUAAGACAGCAGCCUGCCACUCGGACACAGCAGUCUAACAUCUGGGUGAAUAUGGGUAUGAUGAGCCUGAGAAUGUUUCCUCAGCAUUUACCAAGAGGCAAUGUACCUUCUCCAAAUGCACCAUUAAAGCGGGUCUUAGCCUAUACAGGCUGUUUUAGUCGAAUGCAGACCAUCAAGGAAAUUCAUGAAUAUCUGUCUCAAAGGCUACGCAUCAAAGAGGAAGAUAUGCGCCUGUGGCUCUACAACAGUGAGAAUUACCUUACACUUCUGGAUGAUGAAGAUCAUAGAUUGGAAUAUUUGAAAAUCCAAGAUGAGCAGCAUCUAGUAAUUGAAGUUCGCAACAAAGAUAUGAGUUGGCCUGAGGAAAUGUCCUUUAUAGCAAACAGUAGUAAAAUAGAUAGACACAAGGUUCCCACAGAAAAAGGAGCCACCGGUCUGAGUAACCUGGGAAACACUUGCUUCAUGAACUCAAGCAUCCAGUGUGUUAGUAACACACAGCCACUGACACAGUAUUUUAUCUCAGGGAGACAUCUUUAUGAACUCAACAGGACAAAUCCUAUUGGUAUGAAGGGCCAUAUGGCUAAAUGCUAUGGGGAUUUAGUACAGGAACUUUGGAGUGGAACUCAGAAGAAUGUUGCCCCAUUAAAGCUUCGGUGGACCAUAGCAAAAUAUGCUCCCAGGUUUAAUGGGUUCCAGCAGCAAGAUUCCCAAGAACUUCUGGCUUUUCUCUUGGAUGGUCUUCAUGAAGAUCUCAACCGAGUCCAUGAGAAGCCAUAUGUGGAAUUGAAGGACAGCGAUGGCCGACCAGACUGGGAAGUAGCUGCAGAGGCCUGGGACAACCAUCUGAGAAGGAAUAGAUCAAUUGUUGUAGAUUUGUUCCAUGGGCAGCUGAGGUCCCAAGUCAGAUGCAAGACAUGUGGGCAUAUAAGUGUCCGAUUUGACCCUUUCAAUUUUUUGUCUUUGCCACUACCAAUGGACAGUUAUAUGCACUUAGAAAUAACAGUUAUUAAGCUGGAUGGUACUACUCCUGUACGAUAUGGACUACGACUGAAUAUGGAUGAAAAGUACACAGGUUUAAAAAAACAGCUGAGCGAUCUCUGUGGGCUUAAAUCAGAACAAAUCCUUCUGGCAGAAGUACAUGGUUCCAACAUAAAGAAUUUCCCUCAGGACAACCAAAAAGUACGGCUCUCAGUGAGUGGGUUUUUGUGUGCAUUUGAGAUCCCCAUUCCUGGAUCUCCAAUUUCAGCUUCUAGUCCGAUACAGACAGAUUUCUCCUCUUCCCCAUCUACAAAUGGAAUGUUCACUCUGACCACCAAUGGGGACUUGCCCCGACCAAUAUUCAUACCCAAUGGAAUGCCAAACACUGUUGUGCCAUGUGGAACUGAGAAGAACUUCACAAAUGGAAUGGUGAAUGGUCAUAUGCCAUCUCUUCCUGACAAUUCCUUUACAGGCUACAUCAUUGCAGUCCACCGAAAAAUGAUGAGGACAGAACUCUAUUUCCUUUCAUCUCAGAAGAAUCGCCCCAGCCUCUUUGGAAUGCCACUGAUUGUUCCAUGUACCGUGCAUACCCGGAAGAAGGAUUUGUAUGAUGCGGUUUGGAUUCAGGUGUCUCGAUUAGCCAGCCCGCUCCCACCUCAGGAAGCCAGUAACCAUGCUCAGGAUUGUGAUGACAGUAUGGGCUAUCAAUAUCCCUUCACUCUACGAGUUGUGCAGAAAGAUGGGAACUCCUGUGCUUGGUGCCCAUGGUAUAGAUUUUGCAGAGGCUGUAAAAUUGAUUGUGGGGAAGACAGAGCUUUCAUCGGAAAUGCCUAUAUUGCUGUGGAUUGGGACCCCACAGCUCUUCACCUCCGCUAUCAAACAUCACAGGAAAGGGUUGUCGAUGAGCAUGAAAGUGUGGAACAGAGUCGGCGAGCACAAGCUGAGCCCAUCAACCUGGACAGCUGUCUCCGUGCUUUCACCAGUGAGGAGGAGCUGGGGGAAAAUGAGAUGUACUACUGUUCCAAGUGUAAGACCCACUGCUUGGCAACCAAGAAGCUGGAUCUCUGGAGGCUUCCCCCGAUCCUGAUUAUUCACCUUAAACGAUUUCAGUUUGUAAAUGGCCGAUGGAUAAAAUCACAGAAAAUUGUUAAAUUUCCUCGUGAAAGUUUUGACCCUAGUGCUUUUUUGGUACCAAGAGACCCGGCUCUCUGUCAGCGUAAACCACUCACACCCCAGGGGGACGACCUCUCCGAGCCCAGGGUUCCAGGAGGAGAUGUGAAGAAAGCAGAUGCUCUGAAUUCGGCUGGCGAAGAGGAUGUCCUCCUGAGCAAGAGCCCAUCUUCACUCAGUGCAAACAUCGUCAGUAGCCCUAAGGGUUCACCUUCUUCAACAAGAAGAAGCGGAACUAGCUGUCCCUCCAGCAAAAAUAGCAGCCCUAACAGUAGCCCUAGGACUUUAGGGAGGAGCAAAGGGAGGCUCCGGUUACCCCAGAUCGGCAGCAAGAAUAAACUGUCAAGUAGUAAGGAGAACUUGGAUGCCAGCAAAGAGAAUGGGGCUGGACAAGUGUGUGAGCUGGCUGAUGCCUUGAGCCGAGGGCACAUGCUGGGGGGCAGCCAGACUGAACUGGUCACCCCUCAGGACCAUGAAGUAGCUCUGGCCAAUGGAUUUCUUUAUGAGCAUGAGGCAUGUGGCAAUGGCUACAGCAAUGGUCAGCUUGAAAACCACAGUGAAGAAGACAGCACUGAUGACCAAAGAGAAGAGGUUCAUGUGAAGCCUAUUUAUAAUCUAUAUGCAAUUUCGUGCCAUUCAGGAAUUCUGGGUGGGGGCCAUUAUGUCACUUAUGCCAAAAACCCAAACAGCAAGUGGUACUGUUACAAUGACAGCAGCUGUAAGGAACUUCACCCUGAUGAAAUUGACACCGACUCUGCCUACAUCCUUUUCUAUGAGCAGCAGGGGAUAGACUAUGCACAAUUUCUGCCAAAGAUCGAUGGCAAAAAGAUGGCAGACACAAGCAGCAUGGAUGAAGACUUUGAGUCCGAUUACAAAAAGUACUGUGUGUUACAGUAGAGCUGCCCCUCUGGCUGCUAGACAGGCUGGUGGUGAGGGAGACGGUGCCCCGUAGCUGACAUUUGGCAGAAGCGUCGCUGAAAGGCAAGCUAAAUGUAGUUAUUUUAUCCUGUGACCCUGAAGCACAAAAUAAAAAGCCUAAUUAAAAUA
Messenger RNA from Lontra canadensis (Northern American river otter), 5215 nucleotides. It is a transcript of the gene USP32, whose product is annotated as ubiquitin specific peptidase 32. The record is from RefSeq and is a predicted model, not a curated record. Gene Ontology annotation, biological process: protein deubiquitination. Gene Ontology annotation, molecular function: calcium ion binding; cysteine-type deubiquitinase activity. Gene Ontology annotation, cellular component: Golgi apparatus. The coding region runs from base 206 to 5065 and encodes 1619 amino acids. Lineage: Eukaryota; Metazoa; Chordata; Mammalia; Carnivora; Mustelidae. The transcript has 34 exons.